Molecule: messenger RNA, 6254 nt
Organism: Hippoglossus stenolepis (Pacific halibut)
Lineage: Eukaryota; Metazoa; Chordata; Actinopteri; Pleuronectiformes; Pleuronectidae
Gene: tmem131
Product: transmembrane protein 131
Exons: 41
Coding region: 167-5587 (1806 amino acids)
Cellular component (GO): membrane
Source: RefSeq, a predicted model, not a curated record
AGCAGCCCACCGCGCGGUGCCGCGUCACGCAGGAAGAGGAAGAGGAAGAGAAGAAGACGCAGGCCGCAGCCUCCUCCUCUCAGGACUGUGUUGGUCUCUGCUGCCGCUGAGCUCCAGGGUUUCUGAGCGGCUAUGAUUGACAGAGUCAGCAGAGGUUUACACGGGCAUGUCCGCGCACCCGCUCGGUUGUUAUCGUAACAGACAGAUUAGCAGCAUGGCGAGUGAAGACAGAGUCCCGAGCUGUCGCCAGUCUCACACAGGAAGAAGAGCACCGUGUAUCGGAUUAUUCAGGAUUAUAUUUAUUGCUUUUAUCCACGCGACGCGGGCGAAUAAACAAGCAUUCAUUCAGUCAGACACAAUUCUAGAAGUUCUACAUUUUGGCGAGGGAAGCCUUUUACAGGCAGAAUCUGACAUUGAUUUUAGUUUAUAUCAUCAACAAAGCACGUCCCCGCACCGUGGGAACUGUCGACCUAUACGAUUUGAACCGCCAAUGUUGGAUUUUCACGAACAGCCUGUUGGAAUGCCAAAAAUGGAGAAAGUUUAUUUACACAAUCCUAGCCCAGAAGAAAUUAGUUUGAUAUCAAUAUCAGCGACGACAGCACAUUUUCACGCAUCCUUUUUCCAGAAUAGGAUAAUUCCACCAGGAGGGAACACAUCAUUUGAUGUGGUGUUUCUCGCUCGAGUGGUUGGGAAUGUUGAAAACACUUUAUUUAUUAAUACAUCACAUCAUGGAGUGUUUACAUACCAGGUUUUUGGGGUCGGCAUCCCAAACCCCUACAGAUUGCGGCCCUUCAUUGGGGCUCGAGUCCCAGUAAACAGCAGCUUUUCACCUCUAAUACACAUCCACAACCCAUACAGUGAACCACUGCAGGUUGUUGAGAUGUACUCCAGUGGUGGGGAUCUACAUCUGGAGCUUCCCACAGGUCAACAAGGAGGCACUGGAAAAUUAUGGGAGAUCCCUCCGUUUGAGACCAAGGGGGUGAUGAGAGCCAGCUUCUCAUCGAGAGAUGCAGACAACCACACGGCUUUCAUCAGAAUUAAAACCAACGCCCCCAACGAGGACCAGUUCAUCAUCCUGCCUGUAGAGGUGGAGGUCACGUCAGCCCCUGGUAUCUACUCCUCCACAGAGAUGCUUGACUUUGGUACGCUGCGUUCACAAGAUCGUCCAAAACUGCUGAAUCUACACCUAUUAAAUUCAGGAACAAAAGAUGUUCCAAUUACAAGUGUACGCACAACACCAUCAAAUGAAGCAGUCACAGUGGAUUUCAAAGCAGUCACGCUAAAAGCAGGAGAGAGCCGAUAUACCAAAGUAGCAAGUAUUAGUUUUGAUGCCUCAAAAGCGAGAAGACCAUAUCAGUUCUCUGGUAAAAUAACCGUUAAAGCAAAAGAGAAGAGCUACUCCAAGCUUGAAAUCCCAUACCAGGUCGAGGUUUUAGAAGGCUACCUGGGCUUUGACCACACAGCGACAUUGUUCCACAUCAGGGACAGUCCUGUAGACCCGGUGGACAGACCCAUUUUCCUCACAAAUGCCUUUAACUUUGCAAUUCGGAUACACAACGUGUCCCUGCCCGAAGAGGCCAAAACCAUGUUUAAUGUGCAGAACUUCAGUGCACCGAUCCUCAUCCCCCAACAUGAGUCACGGUACAUCUUCUCCCUCCUCUUCCGGCCGGUCCGACCAUCCAUUCACAUAGACAGCAACAUCCUGCUCAUCACAAACGCAUCAAAGUUUCACCUGCCUGUCCGGGCUUACACAGGCUUCCUGGAGCCCCUGGUCCUGCCUCCCAGUCUGAAGGAGAACCUCCUGGACUUCGGUGUCCGCAGUGCAACAGACACCAGCAGCAUCACAUUUGUGGUUGUCAACAGUAAUCCAAUAGAGCUGGAGAUCAAGUCCUGGCUGGUCACAGGAGACAGCCUUUCCAUGGAGCUGCUGAAGACGGAGAAGGGAAACACAACAGUGGCCCUGAAUCGCCUGAGAGAGCUACAGAACAAUUCAGCCUCCCAUCACAAAACGGUGAUACUAGCAUCUGGCUACUAUGCAGCAUUCAGAGUGACACUAGUGGCCAAGGCACUGGAGGGCACAUAUGAUGGAGCCAUACACAUAACCACAGAUUAUGAGAUAUUAACCAUCCCAGUGAAAGCUCUCAUUGCAGUGGGCACUCUAAACAGCUCUCCCAACCACAUCAUUUUACCACCUUCAUUUCCAGGUAAAGUUGUUCAUCAGAGCUUCAGCAUACAGAGCUCCUUUACACAGAAAGUGAGGCUGCAGCAGAUCCGCUCCCUGACAGAGGAUAUACGUUUUUAUUACAAACGGCUACGCAACAACAAGGACGAGCUGGAGCCCAGGCGUAAAUCUAAGGUGGCAAAUAUUUAUUUUGAUGCCAGCUUGCAGUGUGGUGAUCACUGUUAUGUGGGGCUGCCAUUUGUGCUUAAAUCUGAGUCCAAGCCUCACGGGAUGGCGUUACAGGAGGAUAUAUGGGAUGCUGAUGUAGAUUUUCAUCAGAAACUGCUCAGACGAUGGAAAGAGCUGAAAGAACAUACAGGACACAAGAUCGAAGCCAUCUUUGAAGUCAACACAGACCUUCAAAAAAAUGUGCAAGCUAAAAUAACCGCUCACUUGACCUGGCCCUCACUGAUCAACUCCUCACAACGAAUUACUUUCCCUCUGACCAACACAAACAGCUCCUCUAACGAGGAGGUGAUUCUGCAAAAUCCUUCCGACGUCCCCGUCUAUGUCCAGGUUCUCCCCUUGGCCCUGUUACCCAACCCCUCAGUGUUCUCUGGAAAACUGGCUGAUAGGUUUCCAUUGGGAAAUUUGUCCAACAUCAACAUCAACACAAACACGCUUGAGUUCCAGGUGCACAGAAAUCAAACGUCCCUAUUGAAGACCAGUUCUGGGUUCGUAGAGGGCUCAACCAGACCCUUUGUGUACAACCUCCUCCUGCUGCCUGGGGAAGUUAAGUCAUUCAGUGUAAGAUUCACUCCCAUCAGCAACCACAGUGUCUCCUCUCUCCUCAUAGUCAGAAACAAUCUGACCGUGAUUGACACAAUCAUACUUCAUGGACGAGGUACGACGGAGAGCCUCAAAGUCGCAGGGAAGCCUCCGGGACAAGGCAGCUCGCUGAGGUUUAAGAUGACUGAGGCCUUUCUCAAAGACUGCACAGAGAAGAUAAAAGUCAAAGAGCCGAACUUCACUCUCAAAAGAACCUUCAGGGUGGAGAACACAGGCCUGCUCCCGAUCACCAUCAGACCAGCAGAAAUCAAUGGCCAAGCUUGUGAAGGAUAUGGAUUCAAAGUUCUCAACUGUCAAGAGUUUGCACUUAAGCCAAAUGCUUCAAAAGACCUCAUCAUACUGUUUACACCCGACUUCACUUCGUCUCGAGUGAUCAGGGAGCUCAAGUUGGUGACAUGUGGAGGCUCUGAGUUCGUGUUUGUCCUGAAUGCCUCCUUGCCCUACCACAUGUUAGCUUCGUGUGCAGAGACCCUGCCCAGACCGAGCUGGGAGCUGGAGCUCUACAUCAUAGUGUCUCUCAUAAUGAGUUCCAUGUUUCUAUUGGUGAUUGCCACAGCCUACUUGGAGGCUCAGAGCAUCUGGGAGCCUUUUAAGAGACGAGUGUCUGUGGAAUCCAACUCCACCUUGGAGACUGGGAGACCAUUUAAUCUCAGGGAAAUUGUGCAAAUUCACAGUGAUCCAAAAUCGAACGAGUACAGUGACUCAACCCAGAACUCCAGAGGAUUAUAUGCGUCCAGCAACGGAGCAGCGCGGGUCGGAGGCCGACAGAGCAACACUCGCACCCUGUCCGACUCAGACAGCCAAGACAAGAGGUCCAGGAUGGGCUUCGGCCGCUCACCUAUGCAAGCUGCUUCCUCCCAGCUGACCAAAGGAAGUACAACCUCAGGCCAAGAAGGUCCUCCAGCUGCCUGCCAGCUAACCAACCGCAAGGCUCGCAGUACCAAACAGCUGGACCUCCAGAGUCAAAACUUAGCUGGGUCGUCGGUGCCUCACCGAGGCCUCUGCGCUGACGAUCCAGAAUAUGCCAAUCUAGUAGGAGCCAUGGACAACGACCUCGACCGCCCAGAGCCACUCAGUGCCGAGGCUCUGCAGGAGCAGAGCUCUCAGUCCAUACAAAGCAAAGUGUUGGAAUCCAAAGGGAAGCUGCGGGGUAAAACAAAAGCCCAGAGGAAGAAGGAAGAGAAAGAGAAAAAAUCUACAGGAAAGACUCAGGGAGACGAGCUUAAAGAUAACCUCGCUGACAACGACGACAGCUCCUCCACCACUACAGAGACCUCUAACCCAGAUGUGGAGACAAACAUCAGAGAGGAACCAGUGACAAAGAAAGGCAGGACAGUAACCACUGGGAAAGUGAAAGAAGAAACUUCAAAUUUCCUAAUCAAGCCCAAAACCAAGAAACAAGGAACCACCAAGAAAGAGACCCCAGCAGAAAAAUCCAGUUCUCUGGAGCUGCCAUAUAUAACACCACUGGAGAACAAACAGCGUAAGAGCUUCACUUCCAAAGCUCUCCACCCUCUCACCAACAUCCCAAAGACCAAACCCCUGCAGAAACCGAGAUUUGAUGGGAAGCUGGACGACGGGCGCCCCUCUCUGCUGGCCAAACUCCUGUCCAGCGGCGGCUCUGUCCCUGAACCGGGCCACAGCAGCAGCUCUGAGGGCGAGAAGGAGUUUGCUUCCCCAGAGUGGGAUGUGCCUGUUUCGAAAAACAGCGUCCAAGCAGAUAGUCUUCAGCAGAUCUCCCUCCAGACAAUAAACGCUGACCCUUUCCUGAAGAGAUCCGCCCCCUGCUCCCCUCCACCGACCUCCCCCAGCUUACUGUCCCGAGGCUCCUACAGCAGUGUGCUCAACAGUAACAGCGAGGUAUACCAGAAGAAGGCCCCAGGAAAUAAACUGUCUCCUGCCGCUCCACUGCCAGGCAAAAAUGGGAACCCCACUUUCGCUGCAGUAGCUGCUGGUUAUGACAAAAGCCCAGGUGGCUCUGGCCCAGGUAAAACUGACAGCCAAGGAAAGAGUUUGCCACACAUGACAUCAGUGGAAAGUGACAGCUCUGACAGCUCUGGAUUAUGGAGUCCCAUUGACACAGCGAGCAGUCCAAACUUCCAUUCUGCCAACUCAUUCUCUGCUUUUGGGCCCAACAAUUCCUUCAACCUGUCAGGAGUUUUCAGUGGAAUGAAUCUCCCAAAAUCAUCUGAGCCUCAGCAAAGCUGGCCCGAGAUCAGCCCUGUGCCCUCGUCCAUCUGGGACAUACCCAGCACCGACUCUCUGCACUCCUGGCCCAGCAGCUCCAGCUCACCCACUGCCCCGACUGCAUCACUCCUGGGAAACAGCCGCAGUCCCUGGUUCACGACCACGCCCUUCGGCAGCUCCAUUUGGUCCACAAGCGCAGAUUCAGCCUUACACCCUUUUCCUCCCACUACCAACACCACAACUCUGACUGAUCUGGUCAACAGCUCCGCCCCGUCGCCACCAGCCUCCACUGAGAUGAGUCGCACCUACAACCCGUGGAGCAUGUGGCGCCCCACCCUGAGCAGGCGUAGCUCUGAACCCUGGCCUAGCUCCUCUGACAACGGCAAUUAAACAGCACUUGAAGGCACUUAACAGAAGCAUGUCAUGGAUUUCAUGUACUCUGUACGUUGAAUCAAAUUCUUCUUUUAAUCCGAGAAUCCCAACAGAAAGCAACGUUACCUGAAAUGCUUGGUAGCCCAGUGCUGUAGCUUACCAACCCUGCCAUUUAGUUCUCUGCAGUUCUUUUAUUCAUGGGGGCAGAAAUGCUAUGUUUUAUUUGGAUUUGUUUUAACAGGUGCCCCUGAAAUUAAAAAUGUUAAUGGCAUGGUAUGCUAAUGCCAGAGCAGACAUUUUGUUGAUAUAGUAAGGCUGGGAACGCUGCAGAAUCUCUAAAGAUCAGUAUUAAUGUUGGAGCCGACAUCUUGUUUUAAACCACAUCUUCCUUUCAAAAAUCAUUUUGCGUCUUAUUGGUUUUCUUAUAAAACUCUGUUUGAAAAGUCAAAUUCUGAUUUUUCUGAAUUUAAAUCGUUGCACUGGGCUUUUAUUUGGCAGCAGAGAUCUUUCAUAAUCUGACAUGUGAUUCUUCAGAACAGCAGCAGCCCAGAAAGCUUCAUGAACGUUUAUGUUCCCCAUUUUAAAGUGGCCUCGGCCCUGAAACUGUCAAUACCUUCUGUAAGAAUACAUUGAGUCGGAGGUUUGUAUGGUGCACCACUUUAAAUAAAGGAUUUCAGCAAAAUAA